AACUGACGCAUUGCAUCGUAUUCGGUAUGGAUAGCUAGUGCAUAAACAACAAAAAUAUUCUCUUAGUGACGGUAGAUUUGUAGUGUAUUUUUCGCAAGUAUUAUUAUUAUUAAGUAGUGAGUAAUUUUCGAAAUUUUUACACAAACGUGUGAUACAAACAAAUCGUGACAAUAAGGGGGAUGAUUAUUGAAGGUUUGGAUAUUUCCUUCCCUUAAAAUGGUCGUGUUCCGUCUUGACUUCCGCAUGAUGGAGCUUUAAAUAUAAAAAUAGAAUUCAUCGCCUUUGUAUAAUAAACGUCACGUUCCUGUAGGGGUAUUGAAAGCUAAAUGUCAUCCAUAUACAAAAGGGAGAAUAAAAGGUUUAUAUAAAACAAAGGGAUGCGGUGGUGGUAGACUGCUCGACGCUUUUGUAAGACAGUGGCGCCUCCCCGACGUCGGACGGCACAAACUCGAAACGCGACCAGCAACAUGUAUUUAUAACGAUUACUCCUCUUGACCGAUAUUAACGUUUUUAUUUACCAAAAAUACAAAUAAAGUGAAAUGGGGGUGAUGAAUUAAAACUCCCUCAACAUGUCCAAUCCUCAAGGUAUUUCAAGAUAAUGAGUAACGAAAACGGACGAUUCCAAAAAACGGUCAAAUGCAGAGUUAAACUUUAUAAAGUAUCCAGUAUGCAACGGUGCCCUUACAUCCAUGAGAUGAAAGAGAGGCUCCUUGGGGAGCAGAUACCGAUGGAACCGUUAACAAAAAGCAUUCCACAACCACCACCGCCUCUUAGUACAAUGGACCAACAACCUGUCGGUACCGUAGUAAAGUUAAACUCCGAUGGGUACGGAUCACACACAUCACCCGCACAUAUCCGAAAUGAUCGUACACCUUUGGUGCCUCGAGAACCCGAAGAUGAAUAUCGUUGCAUCGAGAGGACGUUCUAUCCAAAAAAUGCGAAGACGUCACUCUUCAUUAUAAUGAGCUUCGUAUACGCGAAGCUCUUGAUAGUAGUUUGCAUAGCGUACGUAAUAUCCGAUGUAGUAACUCACAGCAUUCCAUUAUAUUAUUAUGAAGGUUUCUUCACGUAUUUGUACGGAAUGAGCAUAUUCUUCCUGCUGUACGUAUUCUGCUUCCUGUUGCAAGAGAGUACGUGCUGCUCAGGCGAGAAAAAGGAGAAAGUUAAAAAGAUAUCGAAGGAGAAAGUUAAGGAAAAAGAGAAGGAGAAAAAGAAGGAGGAGAAGCAGAAGAAAAAGGAGGAAAAGGAAAAAAAGAAGAAAGAAAUGGAGGAGAAAAAGAAAGAGAAAGAUAAGGAUAAAGAUAAAAAAAAGGAUAAAAAACAAGAGAAGAGGGAGGUGUUUCCCCGUAAGAUGAGGGAUGUGGUUCAACAGAGAUCGACAACGCCCAUCCCCCAGAGCACGUACCGUCGGAACUCCGAAGGGGUUGUUGACGUUGGGGUCUCAGGGGUUCCCGUCCCCGUCGCGGAGAUUGGCGCGCAACUCUCAUCUGACCCUCCUGUUAUCCAGCAGGAACAGCAACCUCCACCUCAACAGCAACCUCCGCCGCCACCUCCUCCCGCUGCCGAUAUUGAGGCCGGCCCUAUCGUCGCUAAAGUUACUCGCAAACGCAAAACCACGCAAAACGAUCAGAGUCACGGCAGUUUUUUCUUAAGAAUUGGUGCUAUCGCCUUUGGUCUGGGUACUAUGAUUUACAAUGGUUUGGAAUUUGGAACAUUUUUCGAAAUACCCUUUACGCCUCCUUGUUACAUGAUUCUUCGCGGUGUGAACCCCGUUUUGCAAAUGAUCUUUACCUUCAUGCAAAUGUACUUUAUCUUCAUGAACUCUCGACUAAACAUCCACAGAUUUAAAGUGAUAGCGCGGUUUGGGCUUAUGCACGUAGUCGCCACCAACAUUUGCGUUUGGAUCAGAACGGUGGUCAUCGAGUACUUAAAGGAAAUCACAAUCUACCAUAAGAAUAUGAACGCUACAGCAGUGCAAGAAGGAAUUUUAGCAGAAAGUGUUCGCUUGCAAACUAUUCGUAACGCAAAUGGUGUGCUUGGUACUCAUCUCGCUGUUCCCGACAUAAUUCCCACAACCAUUGUCGCUGCAUCGACCGCCGCGACAAUGUCUUCCAGUUCAUUUGUAAAGAAUUUAACAACCACGACGAUAAGCACUGUUUCAACAACUCUUCGUACGACUACAGCAAUGCCUACUAUCCCUACCACACUCAAGCGGAUAUUUACAACCACUGCCAAAACGUUACCUCCGGUGCUUUGGAAAAUGACUAAAACUAACAGUUCAGCUUUAGUUACAUCCACAACCGCGGCUAUUACUAACGCUACAGCUAGACCAUGGAAAUUCCCUACGACUCCAACUCCCACACCGUUUAAAAACCUAUUCGCUUACAAAAAUCCCAAUCACUACGACAGUAACGUGGUUAAUGUUGUAGAUGACGCGGCAAAUGUCAUCAAUGGGUCUAACGCCGUUGACGUGGGUUUUAUGCAGGCUUUGGUAUCCUAUUUCAAUGUUACCAACUCGACCGAGAACGCAACGGUCGAUCCUCUAAGUUGUGGCCGGGUGAAUAUAAUGGGCACGAUCGUACAGGAAUCGGCUCCGUAUCUGUUUCCAUUCAUUAUUGAAUACUCACUGAUUGGCGCUGCUGUAAUCUACGUAAUGUGGAAGCACAUAGGCAGAAAUCCUAGGUAUGUAACGGAAGAGGACUUGGAGCAUCGCUUGGAGGUGAUGCUGUCACGUAGAGCGGUUGCGAUGGCCCAUGCUCAACACGGCCGCGUGGAUUGCGUGGGAGCGUCCAAGGGUCUCUUUUUUGGUCUACUAAUGCUAGUCGCGUCUUUGAUAUGUUUAAUACUUUUCUUCGUAUUAAUCCGCCAUCCUGACUUGGAUCUCCUUGCCAUUUAUCUAGCGGACGUCUCCCACUGCGUCCUAAUGGUGCUGAGCAUCUUCGCGAUAUUCAUCGGGUUCAUCAGAACAAGUCUCAUGCCUUCGGACCUUAAUUCUAGGGUGCAGGCGCUUAAAUUCAAAGUCGAAGAGCAAAGCGAUCUCAAUGACAUCCUUUUACGCGUAUCUGCAUUUGGUUUGUUCCUGUAUGCAGUUUUUAGCGUAAUUGCUGGCUCACUAAAUGCGUUCACCAAACAGCCCAAUUUGCUCGUAAUGAUCACCGGAUUGCUCUCUAUAUUACAGGUAAUAUUGCAAUUGUUAUUCAUUGCUGACGUGUCACGUCGUCGCGUUCAUCUUCCUGAGCACGAUCGCUCAAAACCGGGACGUCAAAUAGUCACCUUUUUACUGAUUUGCAACGUUACAAUGUGGAUAAUAUACACGUUCGAAACCAAAAAGGUCGUAGAAAAUCCGGUUCAAUUAGAAUUUUAUGGGUUUUUGGCGUGGGCCAUCGUACAGCGUAUUACAUUACCGUUAUGCAUUUUUCACAGAUUUCAUUCCGCAGUUACAUUAGCCGAAAUUUGGAAGAUGAGCUAUAAAGCUCGACUGGAAUAGAUUCGCGCAAUAGUAAUAUUGUUAAAAAUUUGGCACAGAAAGAUAAGACUACACGUACACUUUUGUCCAUUGUUUUAACUUUACAAAUAUAAGUCUGAUAUUAUUGCUCAUUAGAAAUUCUACUUAAAACAUAUACAUACGCAUAUAUAUUUAUAUUGUUUUUGUUUAGAACAAAAUCGUUUAUUUAUUAUAACGCAUUUAAUCCUUAAGCUGCUAAUAACGAACGUUCCAAAUCAUAUAACCACUAAUUUAUGGUAUUAUUUCUAUCCAAAUGGCACAUAUUCGAGUUAAUUUUAUACCCUAACUUAGUGGUAUACUUCUGAAAAUGUUGGGCACACUUUCGCAUGUACUAAAACAUUAGGGAUUAAAUGAGAUGCAUAUCGAUUUCACAGUACGUAACGCGUUUAGCAACUCGAAAUUAACAAAAUUAGCGAUAACGGGCGACGAGAUUUGUGAUGACCGAAGUACAAAAAGACUCGUUCCUACCCCAUAAAGAGAUGAUGCCCAGUUUAUUUGUGCCAAAUCAAAAUUGACUCACAGGCGUACUAUGUAAUCGACUCACUGUACCAUUAUUGUAUAUUUUCUUGUAAAUAUUUUCACAUAUCGAUAUAAGAUUUAUAAAUAUAUGUACUAUUUAUUUUUGUUUUUAACAACAGAUAUCCACUGUUAGGAAUGUCACGCGCAAAAGUUGUAGCUUUAGAUUUCAAUUCAGAAUGUUUUUUACAUAAGAGUAUAAGUGAUUUACAUUUACAAUAAGAUUACCCAUCCAUAAAUGUUCAAGAGUAUAAAUUAGUCGAAACGUAUAGGUAUAUACAACCAUAAUCAUUGUUAAUUAAAUACAGUGUUUGAUAUAUGUGAGAUAGUGUAUAGUAGAUCGCUUUAUAAUUUCAGAGAGAUAUUUUUCGUCCAUGUCACCAGAUCACUUAACGACGCGCGUUUCUACCAUUUCAAAAUCAUCCAGCACAAAGUUUAAACACCACCACACACAUGGUAACAUGGACGCCAUCUACCAAUUUCUUUAUUUAACAACAAAGCUAUUGCUUUAAUGAAAUUUAUCACACACACACAUUUACGUAGUUGAAACAAUUUCCCAUUUCUACUUUUAUACUAUAGGAACUAAAGAUCAUUUAAAAUAGACCUUAGGUGUUGAAAUAACGUACUGGGUGUAAUAUAUGUGGACCAUUAAGUAAUAAACCAAUUACUUUUGGUACUUUUACAAAUUUAACAGAAUUUUGUAACUUAAGAUAUAAAUGCGUUGUGCAAAAACGCGCACAACGCAUUUUGUCAAAUAAAAAUUGUGAUUGCGUUACCAAAAGAUUAUUAUAACGUAAGCAUUGUAAGGUAUAAAUAAUUUUUUUGUGCAUUAUGUGUCUGUGGAUGUGUUAAAGUUUCUAUAAGAAAAAACAAAUAUGUCAUGUUGCAGAUUUAGAAAUCUGAUGGAGUCAUAUAGUCAUAUAUAUGUAUAUAUUUUAUUUAUUGAUUACCUUUGUAGUAUUCUGACAUUUUUUUUUAUAGAAUGAGGAAAACUAAACGUAUCUACGUAUUGCAUUGUAGUUUACAAAUUUAUGCUGAAAUGUCCAAAUAACAUUGAUAAUCUUUAACAUACCUACUUAUGUAGUAUGUGGGCUUAAAAAUCGUACUCAACACUGCCGUUUCUCUAAAUGUUAGACGUUUAUCUAAAAUAAUAAGAAAGUUCUUAAAAUAUUACUAUGACGUGUACCAUUAAUUUUUCGAGUAUUUUUCUGUAAACAUUUUUCUUAUAUUUGAUAUUUAAGCAAGUUAUGUGUACUAUUUCUGUAAUAAACGUAAUAAACGAGUAGUUAUACAAUAAAUAUUA
Molecule: messenger RNA, 5324 nt
Organism: Photinus pyralis (common eastern firefly)
Lineage: Eukaryota; Metazoa; Arthropoda; Insecta; Coleoptera; Lampyridae
Product: proton channel OtopLc
Exons: 15
Coding region: 599-3487 (962 amino acids)
Biological process (GO): proton transmembrane transport
Cellular component (GO): membrane
Molecular function (GO): proton channel activity
Source: RefSeq, a predicted model, not a curated record